This is a messenger RNA of Myotis lucifugus (little brown bat), 3947 nucleotides long. It is a transcript of the gene MROH7, whose product is annotated as maestro heat like repeat family member 7. Gene Ontology annotation, cellular component: cytoplasm. Lineage: Eukaryota; Metazoa; Chordata; Mammalia; Chiroptera; Vespertilionidae. The record is from RefSeq and is a predicted model, not a curated record.
AUGGCUCUGAGUCAGAGGGCUAGUCUGGUCCUCUGUGAAGACCCAAAGAAGACACCCAGUUUCAGCUCCACUGGGGCCCCAGGUUUAGGCUCGGGCACCAUCUCUGGGCCAAACCCAGGCACAGACCUUGUUCCUGCCCUGAAUGUCCCCCCGAGUCCUGGCUUGGCUCUUGUCCCAGACCUUCAUCCAAUUCUGAGUCCUGUCUCCGAGGAGGCCCCUGGCCUCGUGUCUGAUAGCACCCCCAGUCCUGAUGAGAGCGGGGCCGUGGCUCCAGCCGCCCUCCAGACCACCCCUCCCCCCUCCGGCGAGGCCCUGGGCCUGGAGCUGAAUCACAUCUCGAGGCCUAACUCACAGGAGGCCCUACAUCCAGCCUCACCGCUCGUUCCGAGCCCUGACUCUGCCGAGGCCCAGGGUCCGAGCUCGGACAACCCCUCUGGGCUGAAUUCUGAGGAGGCCUUCAAUCCCCACUCAAGCAAGGCUUUUGAGUUGGGUCAGAACAACUCCAACCCUUCCAGGUCUGAAUCCAACCCAUUUUUAAGGACCUUUUCAAGAGAAGCCCUCGUUCUGGGCCCCUGCCUCUCCAGGCCAUGCUCCAAAGCGCUCCUUAUCCCAGCCUCAGGCUCGAUGGAUUCCCCCUCCAAUCACCUGCUCAGUGUGGGCUCAAGAACCAUCUCCAAGCUGGACCUGAAAGGGGCUCCAGGUCCCUGUGGGACCCUAAGCCCAAGCACCAACGAGACCAUCAAGUUGGUUUCCCAGGACAUCUCUGGGUCUGUUUCAAAAGGAUCCUUUGGUGCAGCCUGGAAGACGAGUUCCAAGGGAAACAUCAAUGUGGCUUUAAAUAGCAAUUCCAGGUCUGAUGUGAACGUGACCGUCACUCAGGCCUCCUGCUUGACCGUGAUUCCUGGCUUCCAGGAUGAUAUCAGCCUGCGCUCCAGCACCCGUAGACCCAACUCGGUCCCUUCUCCAACCUCGUGCAUGACCUUGAUAAUGGGCUCCAAGGAGACCCUGAGCCUGAGCUCUAGCCUCAUCUUUAGCGACACAUCCACCCUGACCCUGAGCAGCCAGCAGGAUGAUUCUGAGGACAACACCAUCCACACCGUGCCCCUGGAGGAAAGUCAGAGCUGGAGCGAGAUGGCCAAUUCCGAGAUGAGCCGGUUCCCGCUGGUGUUCCCCACCUGCAACACCGCGGACAAGGGCACCGCCGCCUUCCACAGCGUCCCUGAGCAAGUUCCCCUUGUGGCAGCUGGGGAGGAGCGGGCACGCCUGCAGGUGGCGGGCGGCGGCUGCGGGGGAGGGACAGCCGGUGUGGCGCUCACCCUGCGGCUUUGCCCUCUGCUGCCCCCCGAGGUCGAGAAUGUCAUCACCCUCCAGAAGAGCCAGGAUGUGCCGGAAGGUGACGGAGAGAAGAAGACCAUGAUGAAGAAGAUGAUGCAGAUCCAGGAGGAGCCGCUGGAUUCCCUCUCCAGCUCCGUCCGUCGGGGCAUGGAGACCCUGACGCAGCUGAGCCACACCCAGCCGGCCCUGGGUGUCCGGGAGCGGUCCGAGCUGGUGAACACGUGCGUGAGGAGUGUGUUCUCCCUGCCCUCCGUGCAGGCCAUGCAGGAGAAAGAUGAGGCCAAGGCUGAGAGCAUACAGAUCCUCUACCGCCAGACCCUGGAUGCCCUGCAGACACUGCUCAACGCUCUUUUUGUUGAGGACCCCACUCCUGCUGGGCUGAAGAGCAUUUUGGAGCCCCCCGGGCCCUGGAUGAACUCUGGAAAGGCCCAUGAGCGAGCGCCCCCCUGUGAACACAUUUGGGACAAAUAUUUGGCCCCUAGGCGAUGUCCCCUGCUGCCCAGGAACCACUCAGACCUCCUGAGUGGAGCCAGAGAUAAGAGUGAGACCGACAAGAGGGAACUGUAUGAGAGCAACAAGCGGUUCUUGGGGCCCUACAACCCUGCCAGCCCAUGCCAGAACAUUCUGCGUGUCAUCGCGGAGUUCGGAGACUUCCUGGGGCCCCAGCAGGUGAAGGACCUGUUGCUAGCCGCCCUGGAAGGGCUGACAGGCGGCUCGGAGGCCGAGGCUCAGGGGAGAGACUCGGGGGAGAUGAUGCAGCUGGCCUCGGAGGUGACGCUCAGCUCAGUGCUGGAGUGGUACCGGCACAGGGCGCUGGAGGUGAUCCCGGAAAUCACGCAGGCCAUCUACGUGCAGCUGAGCCACAUCCAGGAGCCUCGGGCCCGCGAGGUGGCCCUGCUGCCCAUCUCUCUCCUGGCCAGCUCGUUUAUGACCGAGGUCGUCGUGGCCCUGCUCAUGUGCCCCCUCCCACUGGACAGCAAUGGAGCAGAGAUGUGGAGGCAGCUGAUACUGGGCAAGCCCAGCUGUGAAGUCCGAGACCUCCUGGACCUGCUCCUGACCAGCCUGAAGGAGAAGCCUGUCACCAAGAAGGGCAGGGCCUCCAUCGUGCCCCUAGCGGCAGCCAGCGGCCUGUGUGAGCUCCUGUCGGUGAACAGCUGCCUGGGCCGCGUGAGGCGCCUCUACCCCCAGCUGCUCCUGGCGCUGCUCAUUCAGGUCCAUUACCACAUCGGCCUCAACCUACCUCGCCGCCUGCCUUCCCAGCCUGACCGCAAGGACGCCAAGAAGGACGCACAGCCCUCCGUCUUCGAACCCGUGCGCUGGGUGGUCAAAGUGGUGAAAACCCUGCUGCUGAAGAUGGGCUGCUCAUACGAGGCCACCUUUCUGGAUGACCAGGGCGGCUGGGAGCUCAUGGGGCAGGAGGAGAACCACCACCGAGGCGUGUCCCUGCUGGCCAGGGCCAUGGUGCAGUACUCCUGCCAGGAGCGGUGCCGCAUCCUCUACCUGCUCAUCCCGCUCCUGGAGCGUGGCGAUGAGAAGCACAAGAUCACGGCCACCGCCUUCUUCGUGGAGCUCUUCCAGAUGGAGCAGGUGCGGCGGAUCCCCGAGGAAUACUCCUUGGGGCGGAUGGCGGAAGGCCUGAACCACCAAAACCCCAUCAUGAAGGUGCUGUCCAUCCGAGGCCUGGUCAUCCUGGCCCGCAAGACUGAGAAGACCGCCAAGGUGCAGGCCCUGCUGCCCUCCAUGGUGAAGGGCCUGAAGAGCGUGGAUGGGCUGCUGGUGAUGGAGGCGGGCCACAACCUCAAGACCAUCUUCAAGGGGCAGGACCGGAAGCUGAAUGACAGCUCGGUCUAUGUGGAGUUGCUGCAGAUCCUGCUGCCACACUUCAGUGACGCACGAGAGGAUGUGCGCUCCUUCUGCAUCAACCUGUACGGCAAGGUGGUCCAGAAGCUGCGGUCACCCUGCACGCCGGCCAUGGAGCAGCAGCUGGUCAGCACCUUGGUGCCCCUGCUGCUGACCAUGCAAGAGGGCAACACCAAGGUGGGCCAGUUGUGUGUGAAGACCCUGUUCCGCUGCUCUUGCUUCAUGGCUUGGGAAUUGCCCAAAAGAGCUUACAGCCGGAAGCCCUGGGACAGCCAGCAGCAGGCGGUGACCAAAAUUUGCAACUACCUUGUGAACACCCACCGAGACAGCGCCCUCACAUUUCUCAGCCAGAGCCUGGAGUACUCCAACAAUUCCCGGGCCUCCCUCCGCAAGUCCUCGGUCCUGCUCAUAGGGUCCCUGGUCCCCUUCAUGGAUAGCAUAAUGACGGAAGAUCGUCUGAAUGAAGUUAAAGCCGCUCUGGAAAACUUGAGACACGACCCGGAAGCAUCGGUGUGCAUCUGUGCGGCCCAAGCCCAGGACAGCAUCCUGACCAGCUGCUGGCGGACCUCCUGGCCAAUGACACAUGCAGACCUGUGGGUGUGCGACCCGGCCGCCACGCACCGCUGGGGCUCCAGCUGCGAGAACCUGCCCACGUCCCACCAGCCACGCUCCUGGAUCAUGCAGGCCCUGGGCUCCUGGACGACGUCCUUGAGGCAGUGAUGUCCCUGAGCCCCAGCCCUCCGCAGGGCAGG